UUUUUUUUUAAUGGUUGAACUGAAUGGACUUUUGUCUUUUUUCAGCCAGGCCAAGGGCGGACUGACCAUUUGGAAACUCGAGCAACACCCGAGGGCCCGGGGUCAGUAGGGGGCCCCAUGAGAUGCCCCUGGUACCUUUUUCAUAGGCUUUUUGGAGUUUGGGCAAGGACACAGGGGCCCCAUGAUCCCCUAUCGCCCGGGGGCCCCAUGAGUUGUCAGUCUGCCCCUGACCUCAACACAUACUGCUCUCUAUUUCUCUCAAAAAUGUCUUAAAUUUGUUAUUUUUUUACUGUUUUUUCAGUUCAUUCUGGGCAUUUUGGAAGGCUUUUUGGAGUUUGGGCAAGGACACAGGGGCCCCAUGAUCCCCUAUUGCCCGGGGGCCCCAU
Staurois parvus is the source of this 386-nucleotide messenger RNA. Lineage: Eukaryota; Metazoa; Chordata; Amphibia; Anura; Ranidae. The record is from the annotation of a GenBank genome assembly.